AUGGCGGCGCGCCAGGACUAUGUGCCGCGUGAGUUGUUGGAGGCUUCAGCUGCGAUCGCCAGCCUGGGCCGGCGCGUGUUAUGGCGCGAGGGACUUGAAAUGCUGGACGCGGCGCUGGUGCACCGCGCGGUGCAGCCGGACCAGGUGGCGCGCAGCGCCGCCAUGGCGGGAGUGAGCCGAGGGGCGGAGUGGAGCUACGCCCCCUUGUUGUUGAGUUUCCUUUGGCGAGACUUGGUGGAGGUGCACCACUAG
Cladocopium goreaui is the source of this 252-nucleotide messenger RNA. The record is from the annotation of a GenBank genome assembly. NCBI's taxonomy places the organism in Eukaryota, Dinophyceae, Suessiales, Symbiodiniaceae.